CACACUCUCGCUUUCUUUUUUUCUGACAUUUCCCUUUGACAUGAGGCUCAAGAUCAUUUCUCCAUCCCAGGCGUCAUUCACAGCCCUUGUUUCUUUUUACCUCUUCACACCUGCUGCAGGCUUGGGUUACUCGGCCGGAUUUGUUUUCAAUGACCUUCUUGCACACCCCCAAUACCAUGUGCAGUUUCUGGACGAGCUCGUUCCAGUAUCUGCUGUCGGCGUCGAGAGAAUGCGACUCGGAAACAUGCAUCGUCAGCAGCUUGUGAAAGACAUGCCUCAAAUUGAAACUGCCAAGCCCGAGACACAGGAUCAGAAUCGAGGCAAAAGUGACAAGGAAUCUCCUAUACGUAGCGUGGUACCUGCUUCUAGCGUAAUUAUGACCGAUACUGAUGGUCAGCGCUGGACCUGCUCCAUCCCUGAGGCGCACAUUGAAGAAGUCAAAGAAGAACCUCAGAAGACCCCUCAGGAGUUGAAAGAGGAGAAGCAGCAAAGUAUCAGGCGAGGGUUGGCACUCCUAGACCAUUUGACAGGUCGUUGUCUCUACAUGAUCUAUGGAUAUUGGACUUAUGAAUACUGCCAUAAGAAGCGCAUCCGACAGUAUCACGCACACAACGUAAAUGGGAAGUGGGAGCCGACCAGUGAAGCUGCGACACAUGUCCUUGCAAAUUACCAGCCUGCGCAAUCUGAGAUUCAGGCACAACCAAACAAUGGCGAAUCUAUAGGGCGACAAACAUCAGCAUCAUCAAAAAGGCGUGUCGCCACUUCCACAGAUCUGGGCGCAAGCGACGAGCGGAAAUACCUCGUCCAACAUUGGGACUAUGGUGAAAUCUGCGACCUCACAGGCGUACCGCGAAAGGUUGAAGUUCAGUUCCAAUGCGCCAAUGUUGAUGAUCGCAUUCAGCAAGUCACUGAGCCUUCUAUCUGCACUUACACAAUGGUGAUCUACUCAUCAGCACUAUGCAAAGACCCAGCAUUUGAGCUUAUUCCAGCUCCGGAAGCCAACAAAAUCGACUGUAGGCGCAUCGUUUCGGAUGAGCAAUAUCAACAGUAUAAGGCUACCCUUCCCGAGGCCGUUGAUGAUAAGACUGAAGCAAUGGCAUUUCAAGGGGUAAAUGCGCAGAUUAAGCUUGGGCAGCAGCGACUCCAUACAGAGGAGGACACUCUGAUUGACAAGACCAAUGUUAUCGGCACCAAAAUGCCCUCUGGUUUUAAGGAGAUGGCCUCUUUGAUCGAUGAGGCGGAAGCAGCUGCUAGGCGUAAACAGCUUGAUGACCUUCUCGCCGAGUUCGACGCAUAUUUUAAGGAAUUGAAGCCUUAUAUGAGCCAGGGCCAAAUUGAGGCUAUAGAACGCAUUGGUAGAUUUGCGGAUAGUAAUGCGGAAAAGAACGAUCAAGCUCAGAACUUGGAAGUAGAGUCGCUUCUAGAAUCAAUUUUCGGAACUUCAGGAGCAAAAGGCAAGGAUGAUGUAAGGAUAGAGGAGGAGGUUGAAUCGAAGUCAAAGACGCAUGUCAGCAAGCUGUCCAGGAAAAACAACAAUAAAAAAGAUAUUAUACAGCUGAUCAAUGAUGCUCUCAUUGAGGAAGAAGAUAAGAAAUUGGCAAGACAGUCUAAAGAUGACGAGGAAAAGAGCAAAGAAGCCGAGUUUUUGUCGAGUGUUGACUUUGCGGCCUUGUUGGAUAUGCUAGAGGGCCCCAAGAGGCCCAAGAGUACUGAGAAAGACGAGGGUAAGGACGAAGAUAAAAGGCAGCGGAGAAAAACAGAGUUGUGAUUGCUUGUAAAUAAAAAUAUAUUUUCGUCCAAUUGUGGCGCGACC
Lobosporangium transversale is the source of this 1813-nucleotide messenger RNA. RefSeq lists its product as hypothetical. The transcript is spliced from 4 exons. Gene Ontology annotation, cellular component: endoplasmic reticulum lumen. Bases 41 to 1768 code for a protein of 575 amino acids. NCBI's taxonomy places the organism in Eukaryota, Fungi, Mortierellomycota, Mortierellomycetes, Mortierellales, Mortierellaceae. Gene Ontology annotation, biological process: retrograde protein transport, ER to cytosol; endoplasmic reticulum unfolded protein response. The record is from RefSeq and is a predicted model, not a curated record.